AUGGCGACUCUAUACAGCGGCGUGCCCUCUCAAAUGCGGUUCCCGUUCUCCUCUUCCCACACUCACUACACGUCGAACGACGACGCCGCGGCGCAGAUUCGAAUGCAGCAGUUCCGGUACAGCAAUUACAGGACGCAGCAUGGCAUGGAAGGGUUGCUACCACCCCCUUCCCCACCCUCUCCCUCUUGUGUACCAGCACUGGGAGGUGGUGCCUUUGGGCUCCCGACCAAGCAGCAACAGACGAGACUGUACCCAAGCACCGAGUCGUCCAAUCACGUCUUUCGCCUCGCGUCGCCUCUAUUUCGGUCCCAAAAUGUAUCCACUUCAAUGUACAUGCAGCAGCAGCAGUCUAUGAUACACAAGACGUACUCCACACAGCAGCAACAACAGCAUCAACAGCUGCUACAUUCUUCGUCCCGUACGGGGGACCACCUCUCAGACGUGCUGCUCGUGUCACCAGGCGUCCCGACGCCAGUGGAACUCUCGAUCUAUGAGAUCAAACAACCCACUGGCUUUCUCCAUGUGACAAGAGGCAAUCAGACGGUCGAGUUUCUCGACGGAGUGGCCAAUAUGCCGCAGAAGCGGUAG
This is a messenger RNA of Peronospora matthiolae, 588 nucleotides long. Lineage: Eukaryota; Oomycota; Peronosporomycetes; Peronosporales; Peronosporaceae. The record is from the annotation of a GenBank genome assembly.